AUGUACUCUCAAUCACUUGUUGCUUCUUUGGCCCUCGUUGCAUUUGCUGCGCCGACGCUUUCGACCCCCAUCCCCGCUCCGGUCGCUGGACAAGACCUCGACAUUCAAUCUCGCGGCUUCCUUGACUCGAUCAAGGACGGCUUGAGCAACCUCCUCGGCGGAUUGGGCGGAGGCAGCGCCAACGAUGGAGCUGGCAGCGGCCUCGGCGCUGGUUUAGGUGGUCUCGGUGGUCUCCUUGGCGGACUGGGUGGAGGCAAAGCCGGUGGUGAGGGCGGAAACGACAUCGCCAGCACUCUUCAAACCAUCCUCCCCAUCCUCACCAAACUGUUCGCCAAGCGCGAGCAAGACGGUCUUCUUCCCCGUGGAAUCUUGGAGGACAUCCAGAACGGCCUGGGCCAAAUCAUUAAAGCGACUGCUGGAGGCGCUGGUGCCGGCGCUGGCUCGGGCAACGUGCUCGAGAAGAUUCUUCCCAUUCUCGCAAAACUCUUCAACAUCGGCAAGCGUGAUGUUGAGCUUGACGCACGUGCAUGGACAGACCUGAGCACCGACGAGAUGAUCACUCUGCUCGACUUCGUUGAGAAGCAUCAGAGCUCCAAACGUUCGCUCUCCGACCUCGACGCCGACGAGCUCCAGACCUUGAAGCAAUUCCUGAAGGACACCAAGAACGCUCGCAGCUUGGAAGACCUCGAUUGA
Molecule: messenger RNA, 693 nt
Organism: Mycena indigotica
Lineage: Eukaryota; Fungi; Basidiomycota; Agaricomycetes; Agaricales; Mycenaceae
Exons: 5
Coding region: 1-693 (230 amino acids)
Source: RefSeq, a predicted model, not a curated record